Messenger RNA from Fusarium sp. VM40, 255 nucleotides. The record is from the annotation of a GenBank genome assembly. NCBI's taxonomy places the organism in Eukaryota, Fungi, Ascomycota, Sordariomycetes, Hypocreales, Nectriaceae.
AUGGCGCCCGCACAACCUGAGCUGAAGAAGUACCUAGACAAGAGACUGUUCAUCCAGUUGAACGGCAGCCGCAAGGUCAUUGGUGUCCUCCGCGGUUACGAUGUCUUCCUGAACAUUGUCCUUGACGAGGCGGUGGAGGAGAAGGACAACGGAGAGAAGGUCAGAAUCGGCAUGGUUGUCAUCCGUGGUAACUCUGUGGUAAUGCUCGAGGCUCUGGAACGAAUUGGCGGAGACGACCGACGCGGAGACCGAUAA